Molecule: messenger RNA, 5912 nt
Organism: Hemicordylus capensis (graceful crag lizard)
Lineage: Eukaryota; Metazoa; Chordata; Lepidosauria; Squamata; Cordylidae
Gene: SLC6A12
Product: solute carrier family 6 member 12
Exons: 16
Coding region: 202-2037 (611 amino acids)
Biological process (GO): sodium ion transmembrane transport
Cellular component (GO): membrane
Source: RefSeq, a predicted model, not a curated record
CUUGUCUUCUCUCUCUCUUUUUAGUGUUGCUCUCCCCAACUGGUUUCCAGUGACCUAGUGAGUGAGACAAGACGGAGUUAUUUGUGGGACCUGAGAGGAAUCAAGAAACCUCACUUCACUUCAGAGGAAUCAAGAAACCUCGGCAGCAGCCACCCUUCCAACUUGAGCAAUUACAAACUUACUGCCACGCUCAGACAAGUCAUGGAAAGCAAUGUAACUUCAGACGCAGAGCCCAGCGGGAGCAUGAUUGUACCAGAAGUAAAAGAAAGGCAAGGGGACAAAAAGGAGGAGCUGCAGGACAGAGGCCAGUGGACAAAUAAAGUCGAAUUUGUAUUGUCUGUGGCUGGGGAAAUCAUUGGUCUAGGCAAUGUGUGGAGAUUUCCUUAUCUCUGUUACAAGAAUGGAGGUGGUGCCUUCUUCAUCCCAUAUCUCAUCUUCCUCUUUAUCUGUGGAAUCCCCAUAUUCUUCUUGGAGACCGCCCUUGGGCAAUACACCAGUCAAGGUGGCAUCACUGCCUGGAGAAAGAUCUGCCCUAUCUUUGAAGGAAUUGGAUAUGCGUCGCAAGUCAUUGAAUCGUAUCUGAAUAUCUACUACAUUAUCAUUUUAUCCUGGGCUCUGUUUUAUCUAUUUAACUCAUUCACUGCUGUUCUGCCCUGGGCCAGCUGUGAUAAUACUUGGAACUCAGACAACUGUGUGAACAUCUCCAGUUGGAAGAAUGGGAUGGGAAAAGCCAAUACCACCUCUUCAGUCAUCGAGUUCUGGGAAAGGCGAACCCUGGGGAUUUCGGACGGUAUACAUAAUCUGGGCACCGUGCGGUGGGAACUGGCUCUCUGCCUUUUGCUGGCCUGGAUCGCCUGUUACUUCUGCAUCUGGAAAGGAGUCAAGUCCUCAGGCAAAGUAGUCUACUUCACUGCCACAUUUCCUUAUGUGAUGCUAAUUGUUCUUCUUGUUCGGGGAGUCACUCUGCCUGGUGCCAAAGAAGGGAUCAUGUUCUACUUGAUGCCAGACAUUUCUAGACUUGCAGAUCCCCAUGUUUGGCUGGAUGCGGGCACUCAGAUCUUCUUCUCUUAUGCCAUCUGCCAGGGAUGCUUGACAGCCUUGGGCAGCUACAACAAGUACAACAACAAUUGCUACCGGGAUUCUGUCAUGCUCUGCUUCCUGAACAGUGUCACUAGCUUUGUGGCCGGGUUUGCCAUUUUCUCCAUUUUGGGCUUCAUGGCACAAGAACAGGGUGUGCCCAUUUCAGAUGUGGCUGAAGGAGGUCCGGGUCUAGCUUUCAUCGCCUUCCCAACAGCUGUAAUACUGAUGCCGGUGUCUCCGCUCUGGGCCUGCUUAUUCUUCAUUAUGCUCAUCUUCUUGGGUCUGGACACUCAAUUCGUCUGUGUUGAGAGCCUGGUGACAGCCAUUGUUGACUUGUUCCCAGAAGUUUUCCGUAAGAAGGGGCGGAGGGAACUGCUGAUCCUGGGCAUUGCAGUAAUAUGCUACCUAAUUGGUUUGAUCAUGGUCACUGAGGGUGGGAUAUACAUCUUCCAGUUGUUUGAUUCUUUUGCAGCUAGUGGUGUUUGCCUUCUCUUCCUUGCUAUCUUUGAAGUCAUCUGUGUUGGAUGGGUUUAUGGAGCAGACCGCUUCUAUGACAAUAUUGAGGAUAUGAUUGGCUACAGGCCGUGGCCCCUGAUUAAACUGUGCUGGUUAUUUUUCACACCUGGAGUUUGUCUGGCAACCUUCUUGUUUAUAAUCAUUAAAUACUCACCACCCAGAUAUAACAAGUACACAUAUCCACCAUGGGGAAUCGCUAUAGGUUGGCUAAUGGCGUUGUCCUCCAUGAUUUGCGUCCCUCUCUAUGUUGUGUUCAUCUUGAUGAGAACCAAAGGGACAUUAAAACAGCGAUUGUGCCAGCUCAUUGCUCCAGCAGAGGAUCUGCCCCGGCCACAGAAGCACUUGGCUGGCUUGCCUGAACAGUGGGAGUGCUCCAAUCCAGAAUGCCAGCAGCCAGCCAAGGAGGUGCUCAUCACUACAGAGAAGGAAACCAACUUCUAGAGCUCACAAGUCAUGAUUUAUUUGUAUUCUGGAGAGUCCCUCCCCCUAAUUUCUGUAGACUUCUCUUUACACCUGGGAUGAGGUGCUCCUUUGGCUUUCCUUGCGAACCGGAGGCAGGUGCAUCCAAGAUAGAGACCUGGGAUGCCUUUUUCCUUCUCCAUUUACCUAGCAGAUGAUUAGACAGAUCACAGUUAUUUUCACACCAGCAGAACAGCCAUGUAUAAAAUUGUAGAGGGAGGGCUAUUGCUGCGUCUCUACCUCAGUGGCAUCCUUAGAGAUGCCAGGGACAAACCUGAAUCCUUCCACAUGCUGAGCUUGUGCUCUACCUCUGUGCCAUGCUCCCUCUAUUUGUUAGAAAUAAAUUAGCAGCAAGAUGAGCUCGUUGGGAAAGAUCGUGCUCACGCCAGCUGCCCCCACAAGUCUUCACUGGAACUUCCUUCCGUCCUCCAGUUCUUGGCAGAUUCAUAUCCCUUGAAAACCUGGAUCUUGGAAACAGUUUAAAUCAUGCAAAAGAAGCCAAAUCAGUCAAAUUUGUGUAAUAUAUUUGAACCUUAGGCUGUGUGCUUCUUUGGCUCAGAAUUUGGUGGAUUUUAAUUUUUUUACUCUUGAGUUUACACAAAUCUGCUGUGGGUGAGAUUUUCGAAGAAGUCGCAACAGCCCCCAUUUGGAGUCCAAAACCAGAGCUGAGCACUCAGCCUCUCUCAUUACACAAGGGCCUGGAGGAAAAGUAGGUGAUAAAUUGGAAGCAAGAUAAGUUUGUCAGAAAAAGAAUGUGUCAAAGCCACUUAAGAUCUUCCGUUCUUUGAGAAGAGACUGGCACAAAAAGGGAAUGCAGCGGGCUGACAGUAUUUCAGCUUGAAUAUACCAUGUUUGAUACAGCUCCAUGUGACGUCCUUGAGUGGUUGGGAAAUGAAAGAAAUGUGAAUUGAAGGCAACCGCCGUAAAAUUAAAUGCCAAAACUGUAUUACUGAAUGUUGGAGCCUUGUAGCAAAUACCAAAGUUGAAGCCUCACCAGAUGCUACGGUAGUAUUUGUGACAUAAAGGCCUGGAUAUGUUUUGUGACACAAAAGUAACUAAGUCAAGUGUUCUCAAACUUGGGUCCCCAGAUGUUAUUGGACUACAACUCCCAUCAUCCCCAACCACAAUGAUGAUGAUUAGUCAUACUUAUGUACGACUUUUCAACAAAAAGGACUCAAAGUGGUUUACAGAGCAAUAAUGUGUAAACAAAAAAAAAAGGUUCCUUGUAAGGGAGACACUAGCAACAGCCGCUGGAAGGACAUUGUGCUGGGGUGGGAUAAGGACAGUUGUCCACUUCCAGAUAAAUAUAAGAAAAUUACCACUUUGAAAGAUGCCUCUUAGCUUAGUUAGCAGGAGGUUAAGGCCAUUGUGGCUGGAGAUGAUGGGCAUUGUAGUCCAACAACAUCUAUUCACACAGUGCAUCAUUAACCUAUGGAAUUCUCUGCCACGGGAUGUGGUGAUGGCCACUAGCUUGGAUGGCAUUAAAAGGGGCUAGACAAAUUAAUCAUGGAAAACAGAUCUAUCAUUGGCUAAUAGUCUGAGGGCUAUAAGCCACCUCCGGCCUCGUAGGCAAGAUGCCUCUAAAUACCGGUUGCAGAGGAGCAACAGCAGGAGAGAGGGCAUGCCCUCACCUCUUGACUGUGGGCUUCGCAGAGGCAUCUGCUGGGCCACUGUGUAAAACAAGAUGCUGGACUGGAUAGGUCUUGGGCCUGAUCCAGCAGGGCUGUUCUUAUGAGGACCCAAGGUUGGGAACCCCUAAACCAGGCCUGCUCAACUUAGCCCCCUCCCAGCUGUAUUUGAACUACAACUCCCAUAAUCCCCAGUCACAGUAGCCAAUAGCCAGGGAUUAUGGGAAUUGUAGGCCAGCAUUUGCAGGAGGGCCAAAGUUGAGCAGCCCUGCCCUAAGCGGAUGGAAACAAAACCAAAUACUGUGUCCAGACACUUGGUUUUCCUUCUUUUAUUCCUUGUAUAAUUUCCCACUCAAAUUCAAGGUUGGUUCAGUAUCCCAAACACCAUUACAGGGAAGCCACUUAAGAAUAUCCCUGCUGGAUCAUUUAGUUUCACAACUUAUCCCACAGUAGCCAAUCAGAUACCUCUGAGAAGCAAAUGAGCGGAGUUCAAAGGCAAUGGCCAUGUGCAGUUAAUACAGCCACUGUAGCCUUACAGUUCAAUCCUAUGGAUGUUUACAGAGAAGUAAGUCCCACUCCGACCAAUGGCACUUACUUCCAAAUAAGGGUGUGUACCAUUGCAACAGUAGCCUCUUGCCUUCAGAUCUCUUGUAAAUUUUACUGCCGCUUUUUUUGGAAGAUGUGCUAUCUUAAUUUUUCUAAACAGAAAAUAUAUUACCAGGCUGCAGGCCUGCUGUUGCAGGUUUGGGGCUGGGGGAGAUAAAUACAGGGCAUUCAUAGAUGGUUUUUGUGUCUCUUUUUAAAAUCCCAUAUAAUAACCAGAGGAAUAAUUCCAGAGGAAUAAUCACAUGGGGCAAUCUCUUAUCCCCCCUCAACAGCCCCAUAGAUCAGACAUUCUCAAUCUGGGGUCCCCAGUGGUUGGACCACAAUUCCCAAAGGCCAUUGUAGCUGGGGAUUAUGGGAGUUGUAGUCGAACAACAUCUUGACACCCCAGGGUAAGAACUGCUGCCAUAGAUGCUGCUCAUAUUCCCCUCUGGUCUGCUAUGUGUCCUCUUUGCUCUGUUAGGCAGAAGGGAAAGGAGUGGAUGGGAUGGGGGCAGAGUGGGAUUGAGGAAGCCACAGCCCCAUUCUCUCUUGCAGCUGUGGGCUAAGAAAGAAACAAGAUUAGGCCUGUAAAUGGCUGAAGAUAUUGGAUUCCAACCCAACCCAACCCGGCAGUAGCACUGUCAGAAGGGACCAUGUUGGUCUUUCCCAACUGCCAGGUUAGGUUGUGUUGCAGAACUAUCAGAGCCCCACUGUGCUAUCCUCCCCUCCCCUCCCCUCCCCUCCCCACCUCCUUUCUUGGAACUGGAUGGGGGCGUGGAGCAGGCUGCCUCAUUUCUUCCACUGGAGAGAGUAUUCAACCAACUGGCUGUGUUGCUGACUGAAACUUGAUUUACAGAGGGAGUAUUCGCCGGACUGGUGUGUUUCUCAGACUAUGGGAAACACCUGUAUCGGGCAGCAGCGAUACAGGAAAGAUGCUGAAAGGCAUCAUCUCAUACUGCACGGGAGAGGACAAUGGUAAACCCCUCCUGUAUUCUACCAAAGACAACCACAGGGCUCUGUGGUCGCCAGGACUCAACACCGACUUGACGCCGGCACACUUUACUUUACAUUCAUUCAACCAGCUGGCUGCGUUGCUGACUGAAACUUGAUUGAAAAACUCUCUCUAACACACACCCCACUUUAGCUGUCCUUUUAGGUGCCUGUGGGCCCAUGUAAUCUCAGAAGCAGCUGGGCCUUUCAGAUACCUAGCAGGACAGCUUUCCUUCUGGGACCCUCAGUAGGACCCUCAGUGGGCUCCUAGAAGGGUCCUAGAAGUGUAUAUAUGUAUAUAUAUUUCAUACACCUUUGUACUUAAAACAGAUGAACAUAUACAUCUUAGAUGAACAUAUGUCCAUCUAAGAUAUAUAUUCGCCUUAGGGGAUGGAGCCGCUCUGGGAAGAGCAACUGCAUGCUGCAUGCAGAAGGUUCCAAGUUCCCUCCCUGGCAGCAUCUCCAAGAUAGGGCUGAGAGAGACUCCUGCCUGAAACCUUGGAGAAGCCGCUGCCAGUCUGGGUAGACAAUUCUGAGCUCGAUGGACCAAUGGUCUGACUCAGUAUAUGUUCCUAUAUAUUAGUUAACAUAUGUAUAUUUCUGGAGCCUUUGUACUUAAAAUAUACCCAAUAAACAUAUUUCUUUACAUAUGGA